Messenger RNA from Arachis ipaensis, 972 nucleotides. RefSeq lists its product as uncharacterized. Lineage: Eukaryota; Viridiplantae; Streptophyta; Magnoliopsida; Fabales; Fabaceae. The record is from RefSeq and is a predicted model, not a curated record.
ACCAAUAAUUGAAUUUAUUAGAUGAUAUAAAGUUUUAAACAAAACAAAAAACGAUGCUUACCAUUAAUGAUAAUAAUAAUAAUAAAGAAGAAACCUUUCAAUCAUGUGAUGAGAUCGUUAUUCUAUUACUAUAUAGCCACAGCCCACCCAACACCAAUUUUACUCUUCUUAUUCUUAUACCUGUUCUUCUUCUUUGUAAAUUGCAUUGAUGGCUGUUUACUCUAAUUGCUUAACUCAAAUCCCACUUCGCAAUUAUGGAUCAUCUCUCAAAUAUCCAAAGAAAGAAUUGAAGGCCAGGAGCAGCUUUGUUCCUCUGAAAAAGGCACCAGCAGUGAGGAUCACAAAAGUCACAGCAUCCAUUAAAAACAAGGUUUACGAGGAUAGAUCAGAGGGCAUAGUUUGCUACGAAGAUGAGCGGGGAGAAAUAAUAUGUGAAGGGUAUGAUGAAGGACCAUGCUUUCAAAGAAUUCCAAAGGCAAGCUAUCACCUUCCAAAUAAUCCAAGAGAUGCUGAAAUCAGGAAUCUUGUUAUCCAACAAGGAUGGCUUCAGAUUGCUAAAGAGGAAGAAAAAGUGAACAAUGAUACAGUUGAGAGUCUCAAAAGAGACUUGAACUGCAAUGGCUUUAACUCCUUUCGCUAGUCACUUCAAUCUUACCAUCUUGAAGGAUGAAUGUGCAAGGAAAAGCAAACAAAUUGUGAAUGUGCCCAGGCCAACGUAUGUGUAUCUGAGGACUGAGGAGGCAAUGUAUAUGCAUGUUGAAUUAUGGAUCAUGCAGAGCUCAUCAAAACCUUGGUAUUGUUGCACAAACAGAAGAAUCAUUGAACCGAAGUCCUACAUUGUGAUUUUGAUUGUGUUUAUGAUAGUGUGUUAUAUAUCCUUGCAUAAAUCGGAUUGGGGAUGAUGGCCGGAGGAACAAUAUAGAGAAUGUUGUAUUUCAACUUGGGUUAAAUACUACUUUCUAUCAUCACCAA